Salmo salar (Atlantic salmon) is the source of this 2684-nucleotide messenger RNA. The record is from RefSeq and is a predicted model, not a curated record. Lineage: Eukaryota; Metazoa; Chordata; Actinopteri; Salmoniformes; Salmonidae.
GGCGCAACUAAACUUUCACUUCAGAUGAGUUGCGCUUGGAGAGACGGUACCCUGCCUUGCUCUAGUUGUCUCGCGUUCUUGCAGAUCUGGCGCAAACCUGCCAACCCAUCCACUUCCUGUAGACAGCAAGUCCAUCCCUAACGGAGGAAAACAAAGAGGAAGGAAUAAUUUUACUACGUGUUCUAAAUAACGCGUUCUGAAGAGCAAUCUCCACUUGCCCGUCCGUCCGGGCUAGAAUAACGUCUUAUGCUUUAUAUCGCGUGUGUGCUGGGAGGCCGUUGUGUAGAAGGAAAACACGCUGUGGGUGCAAAAUAGAACUGUAUUAACACCGAAGAUCUAUGGCACGGAUGAUACCAUUGACGCUCAACUUUUUUGCAUGAAAGUGAAAUCAGUUCAAGCGCUGAGCUUGGGAAGCGAACGCAACCUACUUUAAGCUAUAUCAGAAUACCAAGUGCUUUCAUGUAUUGGAAAAAUGAGGUCUUGGCCCCUCUACCAGAGGGAGAUCAGUUUUUAUCCGAAGGAAUUCCCGCAAAACAGGUCAUUUCUCCAGGAAUGCAGCAGAGUGCACCGGGUGCGUCGCGCUGUGUGGAAGCCGAACACGAACGCGUCAUGUCUCACUCUGACGGAGAAUCCCACCGAUCGAACAUGGAGAGAGAGGACACGCGCUCCUCCCCGAGUCCCCCCUCUACUCCGUCUAUCUGCUCGCCUACCUCCACCGCCUCCUCGGUGCUGUCCACCCGGAAGAACGUCUGCGCGAGCUGCGGUUUGGAGAUCCUGGACAGAUAUCUUCUCAAGGUGAAUAACUUGAUCUGGCACGUGAGGUGUCUGGAGUGUUCUGUCUGCCGGACGUCGUUGCGUCAACACAACAGCUGUUACAUCAAAAACAAAGAGAUCUUCUGUAAAAUGGAUUAUUUCAGGUUCGGUACAAAGUGUGACCGGUGUGGACGCCAGAUAUAUGCCAGCGACUGGGUGCGUCGGGCCAAGGGCAACACCUACCACUUGGCGUGCUUCGCCUGCUUCUCCUGCAAGAGGCAGCUGUCCACGGGGGAGGAGUUUGGCCUGGUGGAGGAGAAGGUGCUCUGCAGGAUCCACUACGACACCAUGGUGGAGAACCUCAAACGGGCUGCCGAGAAUGGUAGUGGCAUCACUCUGGAGGGGGCAGUGCCGUCAGAGCAGGACAGCCAACCCAAGCCUGCCAAGAGAGCACGCACCUCCUUCACUGCUGAGCAGCUGCAGGUGAUGCAGACUCAGUUUUCACAGGACAACAACCCUGAUGCACAGACCCUGCAGAAAUUGGCGGACAUGACGGGUCUAAGCAGGAGAGUCAUACAGGUUUGGUUUCAAAACUGCAGAGCAAGACACAAAAAGCAUACCCCCCAGCACAGCGGACCCCCACAAGGCCAUCCCCAGUCCCGGAUGCCCCCCUCGCUGCCUGACGACCUGCAUUACUCCCCCUUUGGAAGUUCUGAGAGGGCGCGCAUGGUGGCCCUGCACGGAUACAUCGACAGUGAGUGUUACAUAGGCCACCCGUUCUCUGUUCUAGCGACACAGAGCCUGAACCCCCAUCAAGCAAUGUCGCUGUCCCAGCUACCCCUCAGCCGCUAACUAACGGAUGCUGCCGCUACACCCCUGACCUCUGACCCAUGAACCCUGACCUCCCAUCAGCAACCUCCGUUCGCCGACUCGACCCGAGAGGUCAAACAUGAUGACUUACGGAGAGGAUCAAGAUUCAAGAUGCCUGAGAGACCGAGGCAGAGAGAGACCGAGGCAGAGAGAGACCGAGGCAGAGAGAGACAGAGAGACAGAGAGACAGAGAGACAGAGAGACAGAGAGACAGAGAGACAGAGAGACAGACAGACAGACAGACAGACAGACAGACAGACAGACAGACAGACAGACAGAGAACUCUUUUUCUAUGAACAGGAUCAUGAUUAUAUAUCCCACCUAUUGUUGUCAUGGAGGACAUGAGCCCUUCCUUUUGCUAACUGGGACUUAUUCACUGUCAAGACACAUUCAACACGACUAUGAGCUCUCUGUGCGUGCAGAAAUGGACUGAAAGGACUCUUCUCUCCAUCCUCUGAAGGGAGUGAUGGGACCAGGCUAACAGGAAUACAGCCUCAUGUGUGCUGUCAGAUUUACUCAUGAGGAGAAAAAAACAGCAAGGGUUUGGGCUUGUGGGCUGGGCAAGAGACACUGAGGUAAGAAACCUCCCCUUUCGCUCUGUGAUGAUACCAUGAAGGAAUGCAAAAUAACUGAUAGUUUUGGUGUGGAAUCUGCUACGAACUAAAAACGAAUACGAAUUUUUAAAUCACAGUUGUUAGUAUUGAUGUUGUAUGAAAUCAUCAGGUAAUCAGCUCUUCGUUAAAGGGAAAUGUAAAAAAAAAAAUGAAACUACAUAUUCAUUUUCUCCAGCACCAGCCCAACAUCAAUAUACAGUCGAACUCUGAAGUUUACAUAAACUUAGGUUGGAGUCAUUAAAACUUGUUUUUCAACCACUCCACAAAUGUCUUGUUAACAAACUAUACUUUUGUAAAGUCAGUUAUGAUAUCUAAUUGUGCAUGACACAAGUCAUUUUACCAACAAUUGUUUGCAGACAGAUUGUUUCACUGUAACACAAUUCCAGUGGGUCAGAAGUUUACAUACACUAAGCUGACUGUGCCUUUAAACAGCUUGGAAAAUUCCAG